AUGAAUCAAAUUCGCGCCAUCCAGGCGCUUAACAAGCGCGAGAUCGAAAACGGCGUGCCGCCCGAGGCCUCGUGGCAUACCGACUACCGCGACACGGCCUUCGUCUACUUUGGCGGUCUGCCGUAUGAGCUAUCCGAAGGCGACGUCAUCACCAUCUUCAGUCAGUUUGGUGAGCCCGUGUUCCUCAAGCUGGCGCGCGACAAAGAAACGGGCCGGUCCAAGGGCUUCGGCUGGCUCAAGUACGAGGACCAGCGCAGCACCGACCUGGCCGUCGACAACCUAGGCGGCGCCGAGAUCGGUGGCCGCAUGGUGCGCGUCGACCACGCCCGCUACAAGCUGCGUGACGACGAGGACCCCGAAGAGUGCAAGAUCGGCUGGGAGGACAUGCUGCGCCGCGAGCGCGCCGAGAAGGGCCUGCCGAGUGGGGACGAGGACGAGACGGACGAGGAGGCGGCGGCAGCGGGGCAGCACACAAUGCCGAUGCUCAAGGAGGAGCGAGAGUUGCAGUUGUUAAUACAAAAUCAUGACGACGACGAUCCCAUGAAGGAGUUUCUUAUCGACGAGAAGAAGCAAGAAAUCGAGGAGGCGCUGCGGCGGGAGAAGAGACGGUCGGAGAAAGAGAGCCGGAAAAAUAGGGACAAGGACAGGCAUCGGCACCGCUCGCAUCGGUCACGAAGGGACGACAGCAACGACGAGGGCUAUGGGAGAGACAGAGAAAAAUACAGAGACAGAAAAAACGCCGCCGGGAUUCUCGGGACCGCAACCGUAGUCGAGAAAGCCGUGAGGACGGAGACCGAGAGAGAAACGGAGCUCGUCGCCAUGGAGACGACCGAGACGAUGAUCGCCACAGGAAAGAUCGUGAUAGACAUCGGCGGCACGCCCGGGAGAGCUCGCACGAUCGCGGCGAGCGUCGACACCGGGCCUUGGAGGAUAGAGGACGGCACGAUAGGGAGAGAAGUCGAAGCCGCUCGCCGCGCCCCGUUAGGGACUAAGGGUGCUUGCUAA
Messenger RNA from Chaetomium globosum CBS 148.51, 1005 nucleotides. RefSeq lists its product as uncharacterized. Gene Ontology annotation, biological process: mRNA splicing, via spliceosome. The transcript has 2 exons. Gene Ontology annotation, molecular function: RNA binding. The record is from RefSeq and is a predicted model, not a curated record. The coding region runs from base 1 to 1005 and encodes 334 amino acids. Lineage: Eukaryota; Fungi; Ascomycota; Sordariomycetes; Sordariales; Chaetomiaceae. Gene Ontology annotation, cellular component: U2 snRNP; precatalytic spliceosome; catalytic step 2 spliceosome.